AGCUUUCAACAAGAAACACUAAUUUCUAAGUAUUCAUAUUAAAUGCUCUGCAAUCUGCAUGAUGAUAUUUUACUGUGGAGAGUUAUAAAUACAAUAAGCUUCACAAGCCCUUAUAUUCAUUUCCUUGACCUUAGUACUCCAAUUCUCUCUGGAAUAGAUUCUCAGCAUCAGCAUUAAUAUCCAUUUUACUUGAGAAAUAUCUCGUUUAAUUCGGACAUGAGUAAAUACAACUAUCCUCAGGCUCCAGUGGUAUAUCCGCCGCCACCCACAUCAUAUCCUCCUCCACCGGGUGCAUAUGUUCCACCAGGUCAAGUUUAUCCUCCUCCACCUCCACAUCCUGUUGCUGCACAUCUAUCCUAUCCGCCACCGGUCCAAGCCGACUACUCGCAAGGUCCUUUUGUUGCACCACCACCCGUAGGUUACCCCAUGAAAAGUGGUCCUGGUUACCCCCAACAAUCAACCCCUCAUCCAAAAACUAAGCACAGGGGAGGGUUUUGGAAGGGAUGUUGUGCUGCCAUGUGUUGCUGCUGCCUCUUGGAUAUCUGCUUUUAAGGAUUUUAUAUUCUUUACCGAUAUGCUUCCUCUCUCUUUCAAAAUGACUCUAUUUUCUGUCUAUUUUCAUUGUAUUUGACCAGAUUUUUGCUAUGUUCUUUAAAUUUUUUUCACUUUACAGAGUCGGUAAAUAGGUUAUGUUAUCGAGGAUACUGUAUUUGGAUCAUGGAUCUCAUGGCUAUAUAUUUUUCUAUUCUAAGACU
Molecule: messenger RNA, 755 nt
Organism: Carya illinoinensis
Lineage: Eukaryota; Viridiplantae; Streptophyta; Magnoliopsida; Fagales; Juglandaceae
Product: cysteine-rich and transmembrane domain-containing protein B-like
Exons: 3
Coding region: 217-552 (111 amino acids)
Cellular component (GO): plasma membrane
Source: RefSeq, a predicted model, not a curated record